This is a messenger RNA of Lynx canadensis (Canada lynx), 2283 nucleotides long. It is a transcript of the gene ZNF619, whose product is annotated as zinc finger protein 619. Gene Ontology annotation, biological process: negative regulation of transcription by RNA polymerase II. Gene Ontology annotation, molecular function: DNA-binding transcription repressor activity, RNA polymerase II-specific. Bases 652 to 2283 code for a protein of 543 amino acids. The transcript has 5 exons. The record is from RefSeq and is a predicted model, not a curated record. Lineage: Eukaryota; Metazoa; Chordata; Mammalia; Carnivora; Felidae.
GCGGGGGCGGCCGGGUCUGCGGCGGCCCCGCGCCCUGCGGUGUCCCGCCCCCAGCCCCUGUCCCGAGGCUCGGGCGUCAGGGCCCACAGACAUCGCCCAAGGGGCCCUUGCCCGCCGAGGCGCCACCAACCCUCCUGCCCCGAAGAGCUGGCCUGACGUCCCCCGGCUCGCGGUACCCGGGGUGGGGGGCGGUGACGCGUGGGGUCGCCCACUUCCCGCGGUGGAGUGUUCAGAUUCGCGUCGGGUCUCCGGUCAGCAUCGCCCCCUGGGACGUUGAGCGGCGCCCCCUUUCCCCGGGGGCCAGAUCACCACUUGGAUUUUGCCGUGCAGCCCGUGGUUGGUCCAGGGCCCGGUUAUCCUACCUUUUCUCUCAAUGCGCAUUUGGGAUCUUUGCCACCAUCGCUAGAAUCAUUCGGUACAAACUUACUGGUAAUUCAUUCAUCGUGGGCCAGGGAUUUUUCUUGAAAGCCACAAAUCCACGGCAGCUCUUGACUCUCGCUUCUCAGACAUUCUUUCGAGGAAUCUUCAGCCUCGCCAGGCAGCUUUGUCGAAUUUAUACAGGAAGCAGAUUCAGCACCCCACGAACCACUGGAGGAGGUGUUUGCUUUUCCAAACAGAGAGGGCAGUGCAUGAAGCCAGGGGUCAUCAGCCAUGCUCCAGACUCUGUGGUCCCAGGAGCCAGUGACCUUUGAGGACGUGGCCGUGUACUUCACCCGGAAUCAAUGGACUGGCCUGGACCCCGUGCAGAGGGCCUUGUACCGGGAGGUGAUGCUGGAGAAUUAUGCAAAUAUAACUUCCUUGGGAGCAUUUCCAUUCCCCAAACCAGAGCUGAUACUCCGGCUGGAGCGAGGAGAGGCACCGCGGGGCCUGGAUCCCUGGACACCCACGGGGGGAGAGGCCCCGGGAGAUGUCCGCACAGGUGGUAAAAACAAGACCGCGAAGGAGGAGCAAACCCCAAGGCCGGACGUUUCUGGAGCAUCGGCGGCCCAGAGACCGGCGGUGGAGGGGCUGCUCCCGGACGGUCCCCAGCAGCCUCACCUUAAAGCCAGCUUGGAGGAGCCACCGCUGUGUGACCUGGGGGCGGACACGGGCUCACAGGGAGGGGGUUUCACGGGCUGGCUGGUGCAGGGGUACAGACCCUCCACCAGGGAAAGGGAGGAGCCAGCCAGCACACCGCAGGGAAGCGCCGGUGCCCGUGUCCUGACGAAGCCGGGCCUGCGCCGGGGACCGGCGGUUUACGCGUGCGGCGAGCGCGGCCGGUGUUUCGGCCUGCCUUCAGACCUGCAGCGGCAGCAGAGCGUCCACACGGAUGACAGGCCCUUCGGAUGCAAGGAGUGCGGGAAGGCCUUCAGGUACAGCUCCAAACUGGCCCGGCACCAGAAGAGCCACACCGGGGAGAGGCCUUACUCGUGCCAGGAGUGCGGGCAGGCCUUCGGCCAGAAUUCCCACCUCCGGCAGCAUCGGAAACUGCACGGCGGCGACAAGCCCUAUGAGUGUCAGGACUGCGGGAAAACCUUCAGCUACAACUCCAAACUCCGCCGCCACCGGCGGGUCCACACGGGGGAGAAGCCCUUCCAGUGCGAGGCCUGCGGCAAGGCUUUCCGGUGCAGCUACGACCGCCUCGUGCACGAGCGAAUCCACACCGGGGAGAAGCCCUACGAGUGCCAGGCGUGCGGGAAGAGCUUCAGCUCCGCGUCGGUGCUCGGCCAGCACCAGCGAACCCACACCGGGGAGAAGCCGUACGCGUGCGAGGAGUGCGGGAAGGCCUUCGGCCGCAGCUCCGCCUUCCUCCAGCACCGGCGGCUGCACACGGGCGAGAAGCUGUUCAAGUGCACCGAGUGCUGGAAGACCUUCAGCUGCAGCUCGCGCUUUGCCGUGCACCGGCGGGUGCACACCGGGGAGAGGCCCUACGGCUGCCAGGAGUGCGGCAAGGCCUUCAGCCAGAAGGUCACGCUGGUCCAGCACCGGCGGCUGCACACCGGCGAGAGGCCCUACGAGUGCGCCGCGUGCGGCAAAGCCUUCAAGUGGAGCGCCAGCUUCGUCCAGCACCGCAAGCUGCACGCGCGCCGGGGGGCGGCGCCGGGGCCCGGGCCCCGCCGCCCGGCUCUACCCGCCCCCGCCCUGCCGGCGGCCGCCCCGCCUGCCCCACACCCCGCGCCGCGGCCCCCGCCCGCGCCUGGCUUCGCGCUGCGCCCCCGGGCCGCGGCGGCCGGGCGAGUAGCGCACGGCCUUCGGGACCUCACUUCCCCCGCGAGCCCGAACCCCUCGCCCCACGCCCGGUGA